Paramormyrops kingsleyae is the source of this 4317-nucleotide messenger RNA. The record is from RefSeq and is a predicted model, not a curated record. Lineage: Eukaryota; Metazoa; Chordata; Actinopteri; Osteoglossiformes; Mormyridae.
AUUGCGUUAACGGAACAAAUACUGCUAAAACAAAUUAUGAAACGAAUUAUGUCUUGGAAAAAGUAUCAUGUUACUCUCGGUGUACGCAUGUGUAUUUAUCAUGUACUAAUUUGCUGGAAUACAAUUUUGAAGACUUUAAAUGCGUGUACUGAUUAGUUUGAAAGUUUUAUAUGGUAAUGUAAAUAACUGAAAGCUGUUUGUUUUUCUUUUAUAGGAUAGUAGCGACAUUAAAACCAAAUACGCCUUUUUCUAAUGUCCACGAUUAAUCAAUAUACAAGCAAGCGUUCUCCAUCCAAUUUGUAAACCAUGACUCAGUAUUGCCCUCUAGUGUCUGAAAGUAAAUAUGCAUAACGUAUUUAUGUCGCGUGAAGGAGCGAAUAAAGUUUGGGCUUCAAAAUAACAGGAAGUAGCGUAAUUGUACAGUAGUGUCCGCUGGUCCCUGAUAAUUACACGUCCAGAACUUAUUAUAUUUGUUUCGUUCGUUACGUUAAUAUCAAGGACUAAUUCCAUAUAGUUUUCCAAGUCAAUGUCUUAGCAAGGUAUCUGCAAUGAGUGAUGUGGUUGAGAAAACUCUGACGGCUCUGCCAAGCCUUCUGUCGCUGGACUCGCAGCCGGGAGCCGGUAAACUUUCUGUCACUUCCAAACUGGGGAGCCUGAUCAGAGGCAUCACUGAGCUGACGUCCAAACAUGAAGAAGAAAAGCUUAUUAAAAAAGAGCUAGCUGCUAUAAAAGAGCAUGUGUCAUCUCCCAACACCACGCUGAGACAGAUGAAGGAGAUCAUGGUGAGGGCGAUUUACUGUGAGAUGCUGGGAUUUGAGGCAUCCUUCUGCUACAUACACGCUAUCAAACUGGCACAGCAAGGAAGCAUGUUUGAGAAAAGAGUCGGCUACCUUGCGGUUUCGCUGUUCCUGCGUGAAGGUCAUGACCUGCUGCUGCUGCUUGUUAACACCGUGCUGAAGGACCUGCAGAGUACAAACCUCAUUGAGGUGUGCAUGGCCCUCACCGUGGUAAGCCAGAUCUUCCCCAAGGAUAUGAUUCCUGCUGUGCUGCCUCUGGUGGAGGACAAGCUGACACACUCCAAGGAAAUCAUUCGGAGGAAGGCCGUCCUGGCACUGUACAAGUUUUACCUGAUGGCGCCCAAUCAGGUGCAGCACAUCCACGAUAAGUUCCGGAGGGCGCUGUGUGACAAGGACCCAGGGGUCAUGACUGCCUCCCUGCAUAUUUACUUGCAGAUGAUCAAGGAGAGCCCUGAGAACUACAAGGAGCUGGCUGGCAGCUUCGUAGUCAUCCUGAAGCAGGUGGUCAGUGGGAAGCUGCCAGCCGACUUCAGCUAUCACAGCGUCCCUGCUCCCUGGCUGCAGAUGCAGCUGCUCCGCAUCUUGGCGCUUCUUGGAAAGGAGGACCAGAGAACAAGUGAGAUCAUGUAUGAAGUUUUGGAUGAAUCUUUACGAAGAGCUGAAAUAAAUCACAACAUCACCUACGCCAUAUUAUAUGAGUGUGUGAAAACUGUCUACACUAUCCACCCAAAGUCAGAGCUGCUGGAGAAAGCGGCAAAGUGCAUUGGGAAGUUUGUUUUGUCUCCUAAGAUCAACCUCAAAUACCUUGGGUUGAAAGCACUGACCUAUGUGGUCCAGCAGGAUCCCAACUUGGCCCUUCAGCAUCAGAUGACCAUCAUUGAGUGCCUGGAUCAUCCUGACCCCAUCAUCAAGAGAGAGACCCUGGAGCUGCUGUAUCGCAUCACCAAUGCUCAGAACGUCACGGUCAUUGUGGAGAAGAUGCUGGAUUUCCUCCGGCACAGCAGGGAUGAGUACACAGUGAUUGGCCUCGUGGGGAAAGUGGCUGAGCUGGCUGAAAAAUAUGCCCCAGACAACAGCUGGUUCGUUCAGACCAUGAAUGCCGUUUUCUCCCUGGGGGGCGACGCCAUGCAGCCGGACAUCACUAAUAAUUUCCUCCGGCUUUUGGCGGAAGGUUUCGACAACGCGGAGGAGGACAGGCAGCUGAGGCUCCUGGCUGUGGACUCGUACCUGUCCUUGCUGGGGGGGGAGGCAGCCAGCCUGCCCCAGCCUUUCCUGCAGAUCAUCAGCUGGGUUUUAGGGGAGUACUCCUACCUAAAAGUGGGUCAGGACCCCACAGAUGUUCUGGCACGACUGGGGGCGCUCCUGGAGCGGCAUGACAUCACCACGGAGACACGGUGCUGGGUCCUGGCAGCCAUGGGCAAACUGUGCACCACAGACGGCGCCCUCCGGAGGGCGAGGGAGGUGGCGCACCAAUACAGCGCCUGCCUGGACACAGCACUGAGGCAGCAGGCGAUGGAGCUGGAGCUGCUGGGCCAGGAUGCCCCGCUGAGGCACAGGGUCCUGCCACAUGAUGCCAGCUGUGAGGACCUGGAGGUCGACUCCUCCUUGUCCUUCCUGGAUGGCUUUGUGUCGGAGGCCUUGGCGCUGGGAGCGGCUCCAUACAAACCUCCUCACCAGAGACAGGAGGAGCUCUCCCAGCACAAAGCACUGAACUUCGAGCCGUACGGCCCGUCGCUGCCUGCUAGCCUGUCCGCCUGCAGCCUCACCGACCGGCAGUCCCCCACCGCCAUGUCCCUCAGCUCUGGGAUCUCGGGAAACAGCACUGAACAGAUGCAGAAGGCCAGCUCUAAUACACUGAAGCUGGACGGAGUGAAGAAGGUGUGGGGGAAAGAGGGUUACCUUCCCCAGAAGGAAGCCACAGAAGAAGCUCCUCCCCCAGUAGCCUCCAGUGCCCCGACUCCCUCCUGCCAGCAGGGCGGCGCUGAGCACACUCAGCUGGCUGUCUCAUCUGCUGGGGAAGAAGAACAGGAGAAGCGGCAGCUGGCUGCCACACUCUUUGUGGGUCUGGGGUCCCAGAAUUCAUUGUGUCUGAUGGGGAAGCCGGACGCAGCACCCAAGCGUAUCUGGCGCCGGCAGAGGCCUGACCAGGAGGCCCUUGACGGCGGGAGCCGGCCGCCCGUUUCCUCCGUGGACGAUACACUGGACGGCCUCUUCGACGACGCCGUCCCUGAUUCCGCUCUGCUGUAUUCACUGGAUGGACCCUCUGUUCCCCAGAGCUGCUUGGACGGUGGAGGUGAAGCGGCGGGGGGGUCUCUGGAUGCUGGCAUGGCACCGGCGCCCGUGCUGAGCCCUGGCGACGCGCCCGGCUCCCUUUUGCCGCCGGCGCUGUUGGCAUUGCCGCGCUCGGACAUGGAGGCGCUCUGCUCGGACGGGACCCUCUCUGUCUGCGCCUGCAAAGUCUACCAGCGAGAUGCCCUGCUUCUCGCCCUCUUCCUGUCCAAUGCCUGCGAUUUGCCCCUCGAAGAGCUGUCAUGUGACGUGACCUCAGAGGAAGCGAAGGUCACAGACGGAUACACCACCGCAGCCUCCAUCUCCCUCCUGGCCGGCCGUGGCGUGGCAGUGGUCCUCCACCAUCUGGUGAUGGAGCUUCCCAGCAGCCAGGCCGUAGUGGCGGUCAGAGUGUCGUACCGCCCCGGGGCUGGGGCGCCCACACAGCAGGCCGUCUCCCUGAGCCUCUCUCUGGCUGACUUCAUCAGGCCCCUGCCUGUGUCCACGGAGGAGUACGGCAGGCUGUGGCUCUCCUUCUCCAACGAUGUGAAGCAGAACCUCAGGCUGCUGGCAGACAGCGAGGACCCGCUUGCGGCCACACUGGCCGCUCUGAAGGACAAACUGCGGCUCCACAUAGUGGACAUCAUAGGUGCUGAGGGCAUCGUGGCGUGCCAGCUGGUCCCAGGGCAGCCGUGUCUGCUUCACUGCCAUGCCCAUGGCGGCACGCUGACGGCCUGGCUGCGCUCGCCCCUGCCCACCCUCCCGGACUGCCUGCUCUACCACUGCCAGAAGGCCAUUGAGGAAAGCUGAGUGGGAGGGCUGGCCGGAGAAGGAGGGACAGGCUGUGAGGAGGGGAUGGACUUGGGGUGCGGUGUGGAGAGUCCCUGGGAGGCGGGACCAAUGCUGAAAUGUGGGGCUGCUGGUUAGCAGCUGUGUGUGUGCGUGUGUGCGUGCAUGUAUGUACCAGUGUGUAUGCCUGAGUGUGCGCGCGUACGUGUGUGUGUGUGUGUGUGUGUGUGUGUGUGUGUGUGUGUGUGUGUGUGUGUGUGUGUGUGUGUGUGUGUGUGUGUGUGUGUGUGUGUGUGUGUGUGUGUGUACACGCUUCAGAACAGCCUUCUCAAACGUGCUGCUCAGCAUUCACUCCUUAUGAGACUACAAGGCCUCAUCCACCCUGCAAUUCUCACUUAUUUUAAAAGCUGUAUUUAUUGUUUUUACUGUUGGACAGUUUUUUUAUGAGUUUUUUAGGUGUUCU